This is a messenger RNA of Acaulospora colombiana, 1524 nucleotides long. The record is from the annotation of a GenBank genome assembly. NCBI's taxonomy places the organism in Eukaryota, Fungi, Glomeromycota, Glomeromycetes, Diversisporales, Acaulosporaceae.
AUGCAGGCUACGACAGCAAUACCCAUUCUUCUUUGCAAACGUCUUUCGACUUCAAAAUUUGUAGGAGCUCGACGUUCCAAGGUUCUCACGUACGACAGCAUAAAUUCUCACGUCAAGAAGGUUGAAUAUGCCGUUCGCGGCGAAUUGGCGAUUCGUGCAGAAAAAAUCAAAGAAAAACUGGCGAAAAAUGAGGAUUUGGGUUUCGAAGCCGUCGUAAAUUGCAAUAUUGGAAACCCGCAACAACUGAUGCAGCGCCCAAUCACUUUUUUCCGUCAAGUUGCCGCCUUAACCGAAUAUCCCGACCUCCUGUCACCCGAAAAUCAAGAUCACGUGAAGGCACUGUUUCCCUCCGACGCUAUAGAGCGCGCACGAAAAUUGCUAAAGCAGAUUGGAAGCGUCGGUGCCUACUCACACUCCCAGGGCGUUCCUCACAUAAGGCAAGAUGUGGCCAAAUUCAUAGAAGAACGAGACGGGUAUCCAUCCGACAUGAACAAUAUAUUCUUAACUCAAGGAGCCUCCUCUGGUGUACAAAGCGUGCUGCAAUUGAUAAUCACCCACCCUGACGUCGGAGUCAUGAUACCUAUCCCACAAUACCCUCUUUACAGUGCUACCCUUUCACUCUUCAACGCACGUGCCGUACCUUAUUAUUUGAAUGAGGAUGAUGAUUGGAGCUUAGAUAUCGACCAGUUGACCUCAUCACUUGCCAAUGGACGAUCGAAGGGUUGCGAGGUUCGGGCUCUUGUUAUCAUCAAUCCCGGAAAUCCGACCGGACAAUGCUUGACGGAACGUAAUAUGCGUGAGAUCAUAGAAUUUUGUUAUAACGAACGCAUCGUUCUUUUGGCCGAUGAGGUUUAUCAAACCAACAUCUAUCGGCCUUCCGAACGCCCAUUUCACUCUUUCAAAAAAAUUCUCAGAUCCAUGGGCAGUAAAUAUGAAGAUUUUGAACUUUUCUCGUUUCACUCAAUUUCCAAAGGAAUGAUUGGUGAAUGCGGAAGGCGUGGUGGUUAUUAUGAAUGCACGGGUAUCGAUCGGGAGGUUGUCGGUCAACUUUACAAGCUUGCCUCGGUGAGCCUUUGUCCGAAUGUGCAAGGUCAGAUCAUGGUGGAUCUGAUGGUGAAACCACCAAAGCGCGGUGACCCCAGCCAUGAAUUGUACCAAAAGGAAUUGAAGGGAAUAUAUGCGAGCUUGAAACGAAGAAGUGAAAAAUUGAGCGGCCUGUUCAACAGUUUGGACGGUGUAACGUGUAACGAUGCCAAGGGAUCCAUGUAUCUAUUUCCUCGAAUCCGUCUACCCCCCAAAGCGAUUGAAGCUGCCAGGGAGGCCGGAAAACAACCGGACGAAUUUUAUUGCUUGGCUAUGCUUGAUGCCACAGGUGUUUGCGUAGUUCCUGGCAGUGGAUUUGGCCAGAAAGAUGGCACCUGGCAUUUUCGCAGCACAUUUUUGCCUCCCGAGGAAUUAUUCGAUGGAUUCUGCGCAAAUUUAAAGAAAUUUCAUCAGGAAUUUCUUUCAAAGUAUCGUGACUAG